AGCGAAAGGAGGGGAAGCAAAACAAUCUGACUUUGUCUUUUCUCUCUCUCUCUCUCAUAGGAACUUAAGAGAAAGCGGUGGGAAAGAAGAUGCCGAGGCCAGGGCCAAGACCGUACGAAUGCAUCAGAAGAGUUUGGCAUAGUGACAGACACCAACCCAUAAGGGGUUUGCUCAUCCAAGAGAUUUUCAGGAUUGCUUGUGAGAUUCACAGCCAAUCUACCAAGAAGAACACUGAAUGGCAAGAGAAGCUCCCUGUUGUUGUCUUGAGAGCUGAAGAAAUCAUGUACUCCAAAGCCAAUUCUGAGGCUGAGUAUAUGGACAUGAAUACACUUUUGGACCGUACAAACGACGCCAUUAACACCAUAAUCCGACUCGAUGAGACCACCGAAAAAGGGGAGUUUCUUCAGCCUUGUAUUGAAGCUGCUUUGCAUUUGGGUUGCACGCCAAGGAGAGCUUCAAGAAGCCAACGGAACAUAAACCCCAGAUGUUAUCUUAGCCAAGACUCAACUAAGUUGGACAACAUUUUGUCUCCGCAAUACCAAGCCUUCAUGAAACAGAACAACUUUUGUCCGAAGAAUCUUCAGGUUAUGAGUUUUCACAGCGAUGUUCAAGAGAAGUGGGUCGAGAGAUGCCCUGUCUCCAAGUACUCAAGCUACCCUUUGUGUUAUUCAUUCAGGGUUCCUUCUUUGCCAAGAUCUAACAAUGUCACUGACUCGUACAAGUCGAACAAGAGCAGCAAACCUGUGAUUGCCACUGAUGCAACAAAGGGCACUACUACCUUUGAUGGGUGUGAUCUAUCUCUGCGCUUAGGACCUCUUGGAGAUAUCAGAUCUCCUAGUCAGAAACGGAGUAAGAUAAGCAGCUGUAACAACAGCAACAAAAGCUGAAAAUUGAGAGUAAGAUAGCGAGUCUUGUAUUAGAGGAUGUCUCUUAGUUAGCUAUUUUAGUUCCUCUGUAGGUUUUAGGUGUCUUUAGAUAUGUAAAUGGAGAGAGAGAGAUAAUGAUGGAAACAGAGCAGUCUUCUUCUUCUUUUUGUCAGUUCAUUAAUCUUGUAUCAUCAAACUUCCAUGUACUUUUAAUAGCAUGAUUUCGAAAUA
Brassica oleracea var. oleracea is the source of this 1097-nucleotide messenger RNA. RefSeq lists its product as uncharacterized. Gene Ontology annotation, molecular function: transcription coregulator activity. The record is from RefSeq and is a predicted model, not a curated record. The transcript is spliced from 4 exons. Gene Ontology annotation, biological process: regulation of DNA-templated transcription. NCBI's taxonomy places the organism in Eukaryota, Viridiplantae, Streptophyta, Magnoliopsida, Brassicales, Brassicaceae. The coding region runs from base 90 to 887 and encodes 265 amino acids.